Messenger RNA from Podospora pseudopauciseta, 1071 nucleotides. RefSeq lists its product as uncharacterized. The record is from RefSeq and is a predicted model, not a curated record. Gene Ontology annotation, molecular function: RNA binding; protein binding. The transcript is spliced from 4 exons. Bases 1 to 1071 code for a protein of 356 amino acids. NCBI's taxonomy places the organism in Eukaryota, Fungi, Ascomycota, Sordariomycetes, Sordariales, Podosporaceae. Gene Ontology annotation, cellular component: catalytic step 2 spliceosome.
AUGUCUUCUGAAAAGAGACCGUUCCCAGGCGACGACCAGCAGCUCGUGGUCAAGCGGCAGAAUGUGGGCUCUAGUCGCGCCCUCGCUACCCGCUCUGGCCCUGUUGGUGGAAGCUCUGGUGCCCUAAUUCAGUCGUCGGUUCCACGAACGAGCUCCUUGCAGGCUCCGGUAAUGGAGCUGUCAGGACACAGCGGCGAGAUCUUUGCGGCAAGAUUCGAUCCCACAGGAAACUUAAUAGCCUCUGGGUCAAUGGACAGGACAGUUUUGCUUUGGCGAACCUACGGCGACUGCGAAAACUACGGCGUUCUCUCCGGCCACAAGGGCGCCGUUCUUGACCUGCAAUGGUCCCGCGAUUCGGAAAUCCUCUUCACCGCCUCUGCCGAUAUGCACCUCGCUAGUUGGGACCUCACAUCAGGCACAAGGAUAAGACGCUACGUCGGACACGAAGAAGGCGUCACAUCGCUAGACCUGAGCAAGCGUGGCGAGGAGAUGCUCAUCAGCGGCAGCAACGACGGCACAAUUGGUAUUUGGGAUCCAAGGACGAAGCACGCGGCGGAUUACAUUGAAACGGAUUUCCCCAUCACGGCGGUUGCUAUCUCGGAGGCUGGCAAUGAGAUCUAUUCGGGUGGCAUCGACAAUGAUAUCAAGGUGUGGGAUGUCAGGAAAAAGGCUGUGGUACACACAAUGCUGGGUCAUCAGGACACGAUCACGACGUUGAGGGUAUCGCCGGACGGGCAGCAAUUAUUGUCGUAUGCGAUGGACUCGACCGCCAGGACGUGGGACAUUAGGCCUUUCGCCCCUGCCGAGCGACACAUUCGGACAUUUGACGGCGCACCGCUGGGCAUGGAGAAGAACUUGAUCAAGGGAAGCUGGGACUCGGACGGCAAGAAGAUCGCGGUGGGUGCUGGUGAUGGAACGGCUGUGGUUUGGGAGGCGGGUACAGGAAGGUUGCUGUACAAGCUUCCCGGCCAUAAGGGGACAGUCAACUCGGUUGACUUUGCACCGGGGGCGGAACCUCUCAUCCUCUCUGCGUCAUCAGACCGGAACAUGUUGUUGGGUGAGCUCAAGUGA